UCUCACUUCUUGGAUGUUGUAAACUCGUUACCAACAAAAGCGAGUUGGAUUAGUGAAAGCUGCAGACUUCUAGAAUGAUCUACUUUCUCCUUAAGAGCUUGAACCAAUAGUCAAAGUAGAGGAAGUAGAGCAGUGGAUCCUGCAGACCAGGUUUCCCUCCAAAACUUGGUGGUGCAUUCACAGCCAGCUUUCGGAUUGGGGCUCACUUAUAAAGGUACUCAGGUUCAGUUCACUUCAGUGUGAAUGCAAACGGUUUCCCUAGUGGACCAGUAAGCCAAACGUGAAGCAGGAACACCUGCUGAAAUCCCCGCAGGCUGCAGAUCCGAAACACGCUUCGUGGCUUCCCCCUGUGUGACGGUCCCCUCCACCCCCCUCCACCCUCCCACCAGCGGGAACAAAAAGACAUCUGAGACUUAGGGAUGGGGAGGAAAACCUCUCAGCGCUCUGUGAGGCCGCCGCCGUUGCCGCGCUCCGGUUUCACAGCCUCAGACAGGCGGAGCGGCGCGCUGUUUUUACGCACAGCAACCCUCCUGCGGGGCAUUCUAGGCGCUGUCCCGGAGCUGUUAGGCACCUUGCUGUGGGAGAAACGCCACUUCAUUGGAUACCAGAACCUCGAUUAAGGUGAUUUUUCUCUUCUUUGUACGUGUUUCUGUACAGAGGACACGCGUGGCUGCCCAAACGUGACGCGCGGACGUUUUUUCUUUUCAAACUGGGAUAUUUUUCCAAAUCUAAAAGCGACUUUGGCGCAGUUCUACGAGGUUUUACAUCAUAUUUCGACCUUCUUCAUAAGGGAAGCCGAGAGGAAUUUUUUCCACGUUGUUAUUUACUCAUUAACUUCACAAGCUUUUAGGAGACAAGACUGAACAGGUCGCAGUCGGUAAGAAAAGGGGAGCAGUGCCUUAAAAACUAGCUUCAUUUCAUCAAGCGAUGUGAGUCACCAAAGACACAAGUAUUAAGGGGUACAGAUCCUGCAAGAGGCCUUGGCAGCACUGAGAGCAGAGGAGAGGCGUUCUGUUGGCGCACAAAGGAACAGGAGGAGGUGCCUCUCGCCUUGAAGCUGCGCCGCUUUCGGACGGAUUCUUCAUGUUCGCUCCAGCCUCAGAGGAGACAGCCCGCUCCGAACGUUUACGUGCCGUGACAGCACGCUGUCAGACAUGACGCACCGCGGCGUAUGGAUAUCCAGGGACAUGAGCGGAAAGCAGCGCGGGAGAGGCGGCUCUCCGUUCCGCCACGGUGCGCUCUUGAAACAGAAAGCCCACGCGACAGCAGGUGGAUCCAGAUGGAGGGUUCGGCGGAGGGACAGACGGAGCUCCGCUGUCACGUCGGCAAGCGCCAAGGUGUUGCUUUGGGUGCUGGUUUCUCUGCUGCCUGUGGUGGAAGGAGCUCACAUGAGAGCAGCUGCUAAGGGAUCGGACUCCGGCCACGCUGUGGGUGUCCUGGGAAGCCAGGAGGAGAAGGAGUUUCCAGUGACGCUGCCGGAGGUGGUGGAAGACAAGGAGCAGGAAGACGACAGUGACCCCCACUCUACCUGGCACGCUCUAUACGAGCCUUUUGUGAUGGAUGAGAUGGACGACCAUCCAAGCAUCCGCUGGGCGGGGCGCUCCCCACGCUCCUCAGAUCCCACAGAACCCCAAUCCAAAGGAUCUCAGAAGAAAAAGAAGAGGAAGAAAGAGCCGGAGGAUGAGGAGGAGGCAGGAAAAGCAGACAGAAGGGGCAGAGACAGAAGCAGACCCUCAAAGCAGAGCAGCAGGGACUGCCGCGUGGAGAAGAGGCAAAUGAAGGUGCGGGACCUAGGACUGGGCUUCGACUCGGACGAGAUCGUCCUCUUUAAGUUCUGCGUGGGCUCCUGUCAGUCUUCGAGGACGAACUACGAUUUGGCACUGAAAGCGCUGCUACAGAACGGCUCGCUGCCUCGUCGCACAGUCCGCAAGGUCACCAGCCACCCCUGCUGUCGACCCGACCGCUACGAGCCGGUCUCCUUCAUGGAUGCCCAAACGACGUGGAGGACCAUCCAGUCCUUGUCUGCCGCCAGCUGUAUGUGCAUGGGCUGAGGAGAAAAACCAGGGUAGGACAGUGACGAGAAAGCAGUCAGUGCUCUUCAUUGCGUCCGGAAUGGGAGUUCUGUGCAAGAUGACCAGAGAGGGGCGCUGUCACUCUGAGCUUAGGAUGAGGAUGCUCGUUGGACGCAGCCGGACUAUUGAUGUCAUACUGAGAGGCUGAGGAGAUGAUCAUCAGGGAAUCUCAGUCAGGAUUCAAAUGCAGGAUGCUGAAAGCUGGACAUUACUUAUGCAGAUAAGAAAACAAAACAAAACAAAAAACAACAGACCUCUUGUGUGAACACCUAUUUGAUGUGGGAGAAACCUGAAGGCUGAUGCUUGACUCACCGUGUUUCUAUGCAGACACAUGCUGAAAUCAGCUCUUUUUUUUAUUAUCUUACACAAACCGGGACGUCACAUUUGCAUCUCCUCUGUGUUCAGGUGAACUCAGCCAAAUGGAUGCCAUGCAUCUUUGUGUAUUACUGUGUAAAAGUAAACUAUAUUUAUUUUCAAAUAAAUUAUUUAUUUAUUACGGCUUCUUAUGAGAGCUAUUUGUAUGGACUCUUUCAUGUAGAAAUAGGAAUACAUAAAUCUCUAAAAUAUUUAUUGCUAAGACUCACAUUUCACGUUUACGGUGGCUUCUGCUCACAUUUUUUUUUUAACGUAUGAUUUUCACAUUUUUAACUAUCAAAACUUUAAUUCACUCCCCAAAAUAUCUGAUUGGAUUAUAAAAUUUAAAAAAAAAAAGCAUUGAGAUGCUUAAACCGGCAGGAUGUUCUGGCUGUUUAAGCAUCCAAAACUCAUUUGAAAUAUUUUUAUUUAUUUAUUGUUUUUUUUCUAAAUGCACUGCAAAAUCUUAUUGUUAUGGAAAAAGUCUUUUUCUCAACUAAGAAUGUGCAAAUCUUAACGGAAUAAAACUUUGUGACACCUCAGCAUAUCCAUUCUCUGAAGUAAAAACCCAAAUUUCACUCAUUAUGUCACUCAUUAUAACUAUUAAUAAUAAUAUUAUUAUUGUGUUCUUUAUUUUUGUACAUCGUAAAAGGGAAUAAAUUUCUGAAAAAUGU
Molecule: messenger RNA, 3100 nt
Organism: Oryzias latipes (Japanese medaka)
Lineage: Eukaryota; Metazoa; Chordata; Actinopteri; Beloniformes; Adrianichthyidae
Product: artemin b
Molecular function (GO): receptor tyrosine kinase binding; growth factor activity; glial cell-derived neurotrophic factor receptor binding
Source: RefSeq, a predicted model, not a curated record